This is a messenger RNA of Propithecus coquereli (Coquerel's sifaka), 990 nucleotides long. RefSeq names its product clathrin heavy chain 2-like. Gene Ontology annotation, molecular function: clathrin light chain binding; structural molecule activity. The transcript has 6 exons. The record is from RefSeq and is a predicted model, not a curated record. Gene Ontology annotation, biological process: receptor-mediated endocytosis; intracellular protein transport. NCBI's taxonomy places the organism in Eukaryota, Metazoa, Chordata, Mammalia, Primates, Indriidae. The coding region runs from base 1 to 990 and encodes 329 amino acids. Gene Ontology annotation, cellular component: extracellular exosome; clathrin complex; clathrin coat of trans-Golgi network vesicle.
AUGGCAGAAGAGGCGAUAUUCUGGAAAUGGGUUUCUGUGAACACUGUUUCCUUGGUGACUGAGACCACAGUCUACCACUGGAGCGUGGAGGGUGACUCCCAGCCCGUGAAGAUGUUUGACAGACACGCCAGCCUGGCAGGUUACCAGAUGAUUCACUAUCGCACCGACAAGAACCAAGAGUGGCUGCUGCUCAUUGGCAUCUCGGCUCAGGUUGCAGAUGCCAUGCUGGGAAAUCAGAUGUUCACUCACUACGAUCGGGCCCACAUCGCCCAGCUGUGUGAGAAGGCAGGCCUGCUGCAGCAGGCGCUGGAGCACUACACUGACCUCUAUGACAUCAAGAGGACCCUUGUGCACGCACACCUCCUCAAUCCCGAGUGGCUUGUCAGUUUCUUUGGCUCCUUGUCGGUGGAGGAUUCUGUGGAGUGUCUGCGUGCCAUGCUGUCUGCUAACAUCAGACAGAAUCUGCAGCUGUGUAUGCAGGUGGCCUCUAAGUACCACGAGCAGCUGGGCACGCAGUCCCUGGUGCAGCUCUUUGAAUCCUUUAGGAGUUACGAAGGCCUCUUCUACUUCCUGGGCUCAAUCGUCAACUUCAGCCAAGAUCCAGACGUGCAUUUGAAAUACAUCCAGGCCGCUUGUAAGACGGGGCAGAUCAAGGAGGUGGAACAGAUAUGGCGAGAGAGCAGCUGCUAUGACCCGGAGCACGUGAAGAACUUCCUGAAGGAGGCCAAGCUCACAGACCAGCUUCCCCUCAUCAUCGUGUGUGAUCGGUUUGAUUUUGUCCACGACCUCAUCUUGUAUUUGUACCGCAACAGUCUGCAGAAGUACAUCGAGAUUUACGUGCAGAAGGUCAACCCUAGCCAGACCCCAGCUGUGGUUGGAGGGCUGCUUGACAUGGAUUGUUCUGAGGAAGUGAUUAAAAACUUAAUCAUGGCAGUGAGAGGACAGUUCUCUACUGAUGAGCUGGUGGCUGAAGUAGAAAAAAAAAAAUAG